Messenger RNA from Melanotaenia boesemani (Boeseman's rainbowfish), 2524 nucleotides. RefSeq names its product sorting nexin 5 (gene snx5). The transcript is spliced from 13 exons. Gene Ontology annotation, cellular component: endosome. Gene Ontology annotation, molecular function: dynactin binding; phosphatidylinositol binding. Bases 125 to 1321 code for a protein of 398 amino acids. The record is from RefSeq and is a predicted model, not a curated record. Gene Ontology annotation, biological process: pinocytosis. Lineage: Eukaryota; Metazoa; Chordata; Actinopteri; Atheriniformes; Melanotaeniidae.
AGGAUGGGGCGGAUAAACCAUUUGACAGUUUGUAGCUAACCAGUCACCGAGAUAUAGCUUUCUGUAAAUACUUUAGUUAUUAGGGCUGACUUUUGUUUUUGCUUUCGUCGAUUUCAACCUCAUCAUGACAUCCCUAGACGAAAGUAAUAAGGAAAAGCUGCGCUCUGUGUCUGUGGACUUAAACAAUGAUGCCUCUCUUCUCAUUGAUAUCCCUGAUGCUCUCUGUGAAAGGGACAAAGUCAAAUUCACAGUCCAUACAAAGACCACACUUAGCUGUUUCCAGAAGCCAGAAUUCUCUGUUCCAAGGCAGCAUGAAGACUUCAUCUGGCUCCAUGACACCCUGGUUGAAACUGAAGACUAUGCUGGCCUUAUAAUCCCACCAGCACCUCCAAAGCCUGAUUUUGAAAGCCCAAGAGAUAAGAUGCACAAACUGGGGGAAGGUGAAGCCACCAUGACCAAGGAGGAGUACACUAAAAUGAAGCAGGAGCUGGAGGCUGAAUACCUGGCUGUGUUCAAAAAAACUGUCCAAGUUCAUGAAGUCUUCCUGCAGAGAUUGUCGUCUCACCCAAAUUUAAGCAAAGACAGAAACUUCCAGAUUUUCUUAGAGUAUGACCAGGAUCUCAGUGUGAGGAGAAAAAAUGCCAAGGAAAUGUUUGGAGGGUUCUUUAAAAACAUGGUAAAGUCAGCUGACGAGGUUCUCAUCUCAGGAGUAAAGGAAGUGGAUGACUUUUUUGAGCAGGAGAAAACAUUCUUGCUUGACUACUACAGCAAGAUAAAAGAUUCCACCGUCAAAGCAGAGAAAAUGACCCGUUCACACAAAAAUAUUGCUGAUGAUUACAUUCACAUUUCUGCCACUUUGAACAGUGUCUCUGCUGAUGAUAGUACAGCCAAUAAGAAGACCAUGGAGAAGUUUUCAGAGCUCUUUGAGAAGCUCAGAAAAGUGGAGGGAAGAGUAGCAUCUGACCAGGAGCUGAAACUCACAGAGCUGCUAAGAUACUACAUGAGGGACAUCCAGGCUGCUAAGGACCUUCUAUACAGACGAGCCCGGGCACUGGCUGACUAUGAGAACUCUAACAAGGCUUUGGAUAAGGCCCGACUGAAGAGUAAAGACAUUCCCCAGGCAGAGGAAAACCAGCAGCACUGCCUGCAGAAGUUUGACAAGCUCUCAGAAUCUGGGAAGAAAGAACUGACAAGUUUCAAGGGCAGACGCGUUGUGGCCUUCAGAAAGAACCUCAUUGAAAUGGCGGAGCUUGAGAUAAAACAUGCCAAGAACAACGUGUCUUUCUUGCAAGGAUGCAUUGAGCUGCUCAAGAGCAACUGACCUGUUUUCAAGUAUUCAUGUCCCGUCAUCACUAAGUGACCAGUCAUUGCAAAUGGAAACCUGGCUUCCCAGGUAUCUUGCAUGGACAUGACUCCAAGGUGCAUCUUUUCUCCCACCUGGAUCUGAUGCCACUUUAAAACCCUGAGCAAGAUAGAGUAUCUUCUAAGCACACAGCCUUCAUGUUUACCCUGUCCCUGUCCUUUGCUUUUGUUCCAUCCAUUUCCAUUAUAUGGAGGUUUAGUUUGAUGUGGUUGGCUCUAGAAAGCAAAAUUGUCAGCAUUAAAAUCUUCCAUAUUUAUACAGCACUAAUGGAUGUGGCAUGCACUUAGUGUACUUUUUGCCUUUUUCAUCACAUUUCUGCCUCCACUUUAGCUAAACGUCUCCUAUAUAUAUAUAUAUAUAUAUAUAUAUAUAUAUAUAUAUAUAUAUAUAUAUAUAUAUAUAUAUACCACUUUCUUUUUUUCUUAUUGUGCUUCAAGGGUUUUUUUUUUUUGUUUUGUUUUUUUUGUUGUUUACUAAUGAAAAUAUUUCAAAUAAGCAAAAUGAGUGCCUGAAAAAAUUCCUUUGCUCUACAUUCUGGGUCACUGAAAGUUGUGCAGUCAAACUGGUCCUAUUGUAAAAAUAAAAAGAUAAAAAAAAUUCUCAAAAUACCUGUAAUUCUCAUAAACUGGACAGCUGCAUUCCUCCUCUUAUUGUUUCUAAGAACUGGUCUCGUUUUGAAGAAUUGACUGAAAACUGUUCAGGCCAAUUAAUCCAGUAACAUGCUUAAAUUAGUUUUAGUGUUUUUGUAUCAGGAAAAAAAAAUCUACAUCUGCAACCCCACCCCCCUUCUUUUUGCGUGUGAACACUCACUGCCACGUGUGAUGUCUUAUGCAGCUGGCCACUUAUUCUUUCCUCUUUAUUUAAUUGAUUUUGUAAUUUUUGUCAUUUCCUUGUUACUGAUGAACUGUCGUGUAUCAGACCUGAUGUAUUUACCACAUCCUAUAAAUGGCUUGUUUGUUUUGAACAAAAAAGAUACCUUCUACAAUCAUGACCAAGCUCAGUGGAGUGUUACAAUGAAAUAUAGUUUUUUUUAAGAAAUUGAAUGUAUUUCUAAAAUAUUCCAACUGCAAAUUCUUUUUCAUAAUGCUUUUCUUACAAAACAAUUGCAUUUUAUAAAUUUGUAAUAACGGCAUUGAAUAAAUUCUACUUUCCCAAGAUUAA